Saitoella complicata NRRL Y-17804 is the source of this 1080-nucleotide messenger RNA. RefSeq names its product TPT-domain-containing protein. NCBI's taxonomy places the organism in Eukaryota, Fungi, Ascomycota, Saitoellomycetes, Saitoellales, Saitoellaceae. The coding region runs from base 1 to 1080 and encodes 359 amino acids. The record is from RefSeq and is a predicted model, not a curated record. Gene Ontology annotation, molecular function: antiporter activity. The transcript is spliced from 3 exons. Gene Ontology annotation, cellular component: Golgi apparatus.
AUGAGCGCCCCGCAACUUUCUAUCCCGCUACGUAGCGAGUAUACACCCCCUCCCACCCCCGGCCGCGAAAAGCACGAAAACUCUUUCUCCGAAUGGAACAACCGCUCAACCGGCGAGAGCACCCCUGAGCGCCCGCCUACCCUCUCGAACCAGUAUAUCUGGCUCACUAUCUACUUCUUCUUCAACCUCGCCCUUACGCUCUACAACAAACGCGCUCUGAUAUCCUUCCCGUUUCCGUGGUUGUUGACGGCUAUCCAUGCUUUGUUUGGCGCUGUUGGUGCGGGAGCGCUCUAUACUGCUGGACGGUUUGAGCCGGUGAAGGGGUUGGGGAAGAAGGAGUGGGCGAGCGUGAUCGGGUUCAGCGGAUUGUAUACCGUUAACAUCGCGAUUUCGAACGUGUCACUGCAUUUGGUCACCGUUCCAUUCCACCAAGUUGUUCGUGCGACUACGCCUUUGUUCGCAAUGAUCAUCUCCAUCGUCUGUUUCCGCAAAUCCUACGGCAAGCAAACCUACCUCUCCCUCGUCCCCGUCAUCGGCGGUGUCGGAUUCGCGACAGCGGGUGAUUACUCCUAUACCCAAUUCGGUCUCAUCCUCACCGUUUUCGGCGCCAUCCUCGCCGCACUGAAGACUGUUCUCACCGGCCGUAUCUUGACCGGCAAACUCAAGUUCCACCCUCUUGAUCUAUUGUUGCGUAUGGCGCCCUUGGCUUGUGCGCAGAGUGUCGCUUACGCCUGGGUCACCGGCGAACUCGCCAGCCUCCCCGAAUGGUGGGAGAGCCAAGCCGCGAUGGGAAAACAAACAACAAUUACCUGGGGCCUCGCAAUCAACGGCCUUAUCGCGUUCGGCCUCAAUGUCGUCUCCUUCACCGCGAACAAGAAGGUGGGACCUGUGACUAUGACCGUUGCUGCGAACGUGAAGCAAGUCCUUACCAUUGUCCUUGCGAUUGGGAUGUUUCAUUUGCAUAUCAGCGGCCUCAACGCUUUUGGGAUUUUGUUGACGUUGUUUGGUGGAGCCUGGUACGCGAGAGUCGAGAUGCAGAAUAAGGCGAGGACCUGUGUUGCCGUUGACGAGUGUGGAUGA